UCUCUAAACCCACCCAGAAGAAGAUAAUGUAAGCACGAAAGUGCGUUUCCCACACGCGUUCCCACAGGCGCAGCACCACCACCACCAUCAUCAUCAUCAUCGCGGUGUGAGUGUGCUUCUUGGUUUUCAACUCCUGCAUGAUAUUUGUAAAAUGGGGUUGUGACAAUUCAUCCACGCCCAUAUGUUCAGCAUCUCUUGGAAGCAGAGAAGCCAUUAUAUAUACGCUCAAGAGAAGAAGAGGGAGAAGGAAGAAGAAGAAGAAGAGAGUCGGGACGAUGCCGUGUGUGUACAUCUCCACCAACGUGUGCCUUGACGGGCUUGACCUCGACCCUAUCUUCGCCGAUGCCACUAAAGCCGUCGCCGCCCUCAUUGGCAGACCAGAGAACUUUGUGAUGGUGAUCCUGAAGGGGUCCUUGGCAAUCUCAUUUGGGGGCAACAAAGAGCCAGCUGCUUACACAGAGAUAGUGGCGAUGGGAGGCAUCAACACACCAGUGAAGAGGAAGCUGAUUGCCACAUUGGGCGACAUCCUUCACAAGAGGCUCUCGAUUCCGCCCGCCCGGUUCUUCCUCAAGGUCUUCGACACCACCGCGCACGCCAUCCCCAAAUUGUAACCUUCAUAAGUACGGUUUGUACUGAUUAAUGCUCAAGGCAUUGAUUUCUUUUCUAUUUCCUAUGUUGUACGGUGCGUGCGUUUCUCGAAAUGGAGCUAAUCAAUGGGGUUUUCGACUGGUUUGGGA
Eucalyptus grandis is the source of this 737-nucleotide messenger RNA. RefSeq names its product macrophage migration inhibitory factor homolog. Gene Ontology annotation, molecular function: phenylpyruvate tautomerase activity. The transcript is spliced from 2 exons. The record is from RefSeq and is a predicted model, not a curated record. Bases 138 to 611 code for a protein of 157 amino acids. Lineage: Eukaryota; Viridiplantae; Streptophyta; Magnoliopsida; Myrtales; Myrtaceae.